AGCAUUCCCUGUUUACUUCCGGGUUCUAAUACAGACGGGAGAACGCCAGUCCAGAAAAGGGACCUCGGGUACCUUCCUGAUCUUCAGACCCAGCGCUCCCCUCCCACUCCCCGCAGACUUUCAUCCUCGCCAUGGCUGAGCUGAUCCAAAAGAAGCUGCAGGGAGAAGUGGAGAAAUACCAACAGCUACAGAAAGACUUGAGUAAAUCCAUGUCAGGAAGGCAGAAGCUUGAGGCACAACUAACAGAAAAUAACAUCGUGAAGGAGGAGCUGGCUCUGCUGGAUGGGUCCAAUGUAGUGUUCAAACUUCUGGGUCCAGUGCUGGUCAAACAAGAGCUGGGAGAGGCUCGGGCCACAGUGGGAAAGAGGCUGGACUAUAUCACAGCUGAAAUUAAGCGAUAUGAAUCCCAGCUUCGAGACCUUGAGCGGCAGUCAGAGCAACAGAGGGAGACCCUAGCCCAGCUGCAGCAGGAGUUCCAGCGAGCCCAGGCAGCAAAGGCAGGAGCUCCUGGGAAGGCCUGACCCCCAUAGUGGGGGGAGGGGAAGGGAGGGGUGGGAAUGAGGCAGCUUUAGGGACUAUAUUAUAGUAGCUAAUAAAAUUUUUAAACACCUG
This is a messenger RNA of Dipodomys ordii (Ord's kangaroo rat), 612 nucleotides long. It is a transcript of the gene Pfdn6, whose product is annotated as prefoldin subunit 6. Gene Ontology annotation, molecular function: protein-folding chaperone binding. Gene Ontology annotation, cellular component: prefoldin complex; cytoplasm. The transcript has 5 exons. NCBI's taxonomy places the organism in Eukaryota, Metazoa, Chordata, Mammalia, Rodentia, Heteromyidae. The coding region runs from base 132 to 521 and encodes 129 amino acids. The record is from RefSeq and is a predicted model, not a curated record. Gene Ontology annotation, biological process: protein folding; chaperone-mediated protein complex assembly.